UGGGUGUGGGAGGAGGGAGGCGCGCAACCCAGCAGCAUUAGGGCUGCACGUACACUGCUCUGUGCUGCCCUCCGCCUCUGAUUUGACGCUUUCUCAAAAGGCUGGGCCCAGCAAUUACCAUACGGGGAUCUAUAAAGGCCAGGGCAGCAAGCCUUCCUCCCUUUACCUUCCCCCUACUGCAGGCGUGCGGGUCAGAGGCAGCCCCCAGGAGCAUCGCGGCAGAGACACGAUGGUGAAGGUCGGAAUUAACGGAUUUGGCCGUAUCGGCCGCCUGGUCACCAGAGCUGCCUUCAUCUCUGGCAAAAUCCAGAUUGUAGCAAUCAAUGACCCGUUCAUUGACCUCAACUACAUGGCUUACAUGUUCAAAUACGACUCCACUCAUGGUCGUUUUCAUGGCACUGUCAAGGCUGAACAUGGAAAACUUGUGAUAAAUGGAAACCAAAUUACCAUUUUCCAGGAGCGUGAUCCUGCUAACAUCAAGUGGGGAGAUGCCGGAGCAGAGUAUGUUGUAGAAUCCACUGGAGUCUUCACCACCAUGGAGAAGGCGGGCGCUCACCUGAAGGGUGGCGCUAAGCGUGUCGUCAUCUCUGCCCCCUCAGCCGAUGCACCUAUGUUUGUGAUGGGUGUCAACCAUGAGAAGUAUGACAAGUCUCUGAAAAUUGUCAGCAAUGCUUCCUGCACCACCAACUGCCUGGCUCCUUUGGCCAAGGUCAUCAAUGACAACUAUGGCAUAGUGGAAGGUCUCAUGACCACUGUCCAUGCCAUCACAGCCACACAGAAGACUGUGGAUGGCCCCUCUGGAAAGCUGUGGCGUGAUGGCAGAGGUGCUGCCCAGAACAUCAUCCCAGCAUCUACUGGGGCUGCUAAGGCUGUGGGCAAGGUCAUUCCAGAGCUGAAUGGGAAGCUCACCGGAAUGGCUUUCCGUGUUCCAACUCCCAAUGUCUCUGUCGUGGACCUUACCUGUCGCCUGGAAAAACCAGCCAAGUAUGAUGACAUUAAGAAGGUGGUGAAAAGUGCCUCUGAGGGGCCUAUGAAGGGCAUCCUGGGAUACACAGAGGACCAGGUUGUCUCCUCUGACUUCAAUGGCGAGACCAACUCAUCCAUCUUUGAUGCGGCUGCUGGCAUCGCUCUCAAUGAUCACUUUGUCAAACUGGUCUCCUGGUACGACAAUGAGUUUGGAUACAGCAACCGUGUUGUGGACUUGUUAGUUCACAUGGCAUCUAAGGAGUAAACCAGGUGCAUGGAUCAGCCUGUGCCUGGGGAAUGAGGUGUGGGGGAAAAGGAUCACUGGAGGCCCUUGUUCUUCCCAUCCACUCCUCACCACCACUCAGCUCUGCAGCCUGCAGUGAGAAGCCAGUUCUGUUCCAUCUGUCUUCCCCAUUCCUCUACUUUUGUCUCUGAAGCUUGGGGGAGGUGGAGAGGCUAACAGAAGCUCACCUGUUUCUAUACCACAUUUUCUUAAAUAAAGUAAUAGCUAUCCUAAAA
Messenger RNA from Chelonia mydas (Green sea turtle), 1485 nucleotides. RefSeq names its product glyceraldehyde-3-phosphate dehydrogenase (gene GAPDH). Gene Ontology annotation, molecular function: NADP binding; NAD binding; oxidoreductase activity, acting on the aldehyde or oxo group of donors, NAD or NADP as acceptor. The coding region runs from base 230 to 1231 and encodes 333 amino acids. NCBI's taxonomy places the organism in Eukaryota, Metazoa, Chordata, Testudines, Cheloniidae. The record is from RefSeq and is a predicted model, not a curated record. The transcript has 12 exons. Gene Ontology annotation, biological process: glucose metabolic process.